Suillus bovinus is the source of this 1401-nucleotide messenger RNA. RefSeq lists its product as uncharacterized. The record is from RefSeq and is a predicted model, not a curated record. Bases 1 to 1401 code for a protein of 466 amino acids. NCBI's taxonomy places the organism in Eukaryota, Fungi, Basidiomycota, Agaricomycetes, Boletales, Suillaceae. The transcript has 2 exons.
AUGUCUCCCCCUCACAAUCGUUUAUCACACCGUUCCCGCCAUUCGUUUAGCCCUGUUGAGCCUCAAUACUCAAUAGAGACUGUAAUUCCCGUACACGAAGAUGGUCUCGGUUCUUUGGAUCGAAUACGGAGUGCUAGCGUGGAUGGGCUCAACCAAGGUCUUAAGUCUCCUGAAGAGCCCGAGAUCGAACCCGUAGACUGCACUCCGUCUAGCAGUUCAUAUUUCUCCGAUGAGCAGGCUACUUCAACGAUGUCAUCUUUUUCAGCUGGUGAUCUUUCGGUUGGACCGCCACAACAUGCUAAGGAAGGCCACCUUACACAACGGAGUGUGAUCACUUCCACAAGCGUCAUUAAGGAGACAGUCUAUAUGACUGUUAGCCAGGCGCUUACCACUCUACUACUCUCUGCUUCUCAAUAUUCUACCCUUCUAUCUCCUACCCCUACAUCUUCUCACUUUACUACGUCAUCUACCACCAGUACUUCUCAAUGCAACGGGGUCUCUUGUUCCCCGUCCACGACCACCUAUCAAACAUCUGCUCAACAGUCCUUUUCUACAGGAAGCUCGUACAUUAUAUACCCAACAUCCUCAACUCUCAGUAACGCUACAGUCUCCUCAAAUGCUGAUACAUCCGCAACAACAACAGCAACGACGACGAUGACGUCGCUUCAGUCUGUCCUACCAUCUAGCUCAGUGUCAUUGAGCAGCACUGUUGUGAUUUCGAGCACAUUAGCUCACUCAACAGCAGUGCCUGACACCAAUUCGAAACCUCAAUCACCUUCACCUUCGUACACGGCUGCCAUCGUAGGAGGGGUUGUCGGAGCGCUCGCGCUUCUAGCACUUCUGAUCUUUAUUGCGAUAUGGUAUCGCGGGAGAAGACGACUCUCUGUGACACCCUUCAUCUUCCCCUCGAUUACAACAACGACGCAGACCGGGUCAAAUGUCUGGCUCCAGUCUCAAGGCAUACGUGAUGCCGCUCGUGCCAGCAGCAGCAUAGGCGACAUCGUUCGUCCAAGUGGCAUACGUGAUGCCAUUCAUCCAAGUAGCAGAGGUCCAUCGUCCAUUUAUUCCCAGCCAUGCCUCGUGGAGUAUCCCGGCAACAGAUGCCCACCCGUUGCCACAGAUUCCGUAUCAUUUCGUUCGCCCGAAAACGACAACGACUUUUCCUCCGUCAUUAUCCUGCGUCAACAGUCCAAUGGGCUAGAAAAUUUGGAUCCAUACCCGUCUCACGCUCGCACUUCUGAUCAUGAUUGUCAUUCCAGUGUAGCUAACUGGCUCAACCAAGUUGUUAUGGAGAGUCCUUCGCCAGAACCAAGCGAAGUGUUACCAGCUUAUCGUUCAACGAAAUCUUUGAAGAACGGAAAAGCAGGUCAUGAUGACUAUGAUAUCCCUCUCCUCCCGUAA